This is a messenger RNA of Ornithodoros turicata, 5609 nucleotides long. RefSeq names its product condensin-2 complex subunit D3-like. Gene Ontology annotation, molecular function: histone binding. The record is from RefSeq and is a predicted model, not a curated record. Gene Ontology annotation, cellular component: condensin complex; condensed chromosome, centromeric region. Bases 82 to 4305 code for a protein of 1407 amino acids. Gene Ontology annotation, biological process: mitotic chromosome condensation; meiotic chromosome condensation. NCBI's taxonomy places the organism in Eukaryota, Metazoa, Arthropoda, Arachnida, Ixodida, Argasidae. The transcript has 10 exons.
AUGGCGGUGCACGGUUUGUUUUGGUUCGGGGAAUGAACAACGCGUAUCCUUUCAAAGGAGAGCACAGUUCUUAACUUGAUUAUGGCCGACUUUGACGGCUUAGUAAGCAAUACUGUGGCUGUUUUCACGGAACUUCCUUUCGAUCUCCUGGAAGAAGAAUGGAUCGAGCUUGCGUGGAAUAGCAAGUACACAGACGUUCUGCCGCCCGAUAUCAACUUUGAUCAUUUGGACGAUGGAAACUGUGCUAUUAUCGAUCAAGCAUUAGCCGCAUGCGAAGUCUGUCAAGAGUGGUUCCGUCUGUACUCUCUGGAUGAUGACGGUGAUGACAGCGACAGGCUAUGGAAAACUCUAAUGGAUAAUGGGGUGCACUGUAAAACUCUGUUGGGACUGUUGUACGGUGUUAUCUCACAGGGCACCUCAGUGUCGUCAAAUUUGACACGCAAAAACAUCGCGCUUCGAUUUGCCAAACUGUACUUCAACCUGCUACUUGUGCCUGGAAGUACAGCCUACAGAAUAUUCCAAGAAAGCUUGUUCCAGCUUGCUCUGCAAUGUUUUCGACAACCCUCUAAACGAAGUACACCGCUGUUGGGGAACGACACGGGGAGCCGGGGAUCAUCUCAGGCGACGAAAAAACAAAGCGGCCGCAGAAAGCAGUCAACUCAGCAAGAAGAUGCGGACUUUCUGGAGCCGUCUGGGAGCCCAGACGUGGAGGAACUGUCGGAGCAAGCACUGUCUGAGCACAUGACGUUCAUGACGGACUCACUGCGGGAUUUAGUAUUGAUGUUGCAGUCAUUCAGCCUGCAGCCAUAUAUUGAGCUCACUGAGUACGUAGUACAGCAGCUGUGUGAAUUAACGCAGGUCGAUAUUCCGGGCUCACACGUUAGAUUUGAUAUCAGUUUAGACCUACUACAGUCCCGGCAUUAUCACUAUCGCAAUCUACCGACGUACGCCUAUGCUGCCCUCAAGCUACUUUGUCUUCCACUGCAUGGAGACCCGUCCGAGAACUUCCGUUCCAUAGCCAAACACUUGAUGCCUCAUAUUUUGAUGCAUCGAGCUGGGAACGUGAGCACUGUGUCCCGUCAGUUUCUGAAUGUUCGUGACCACGCAGUGUCGUUUGUUACUACUAUGGUCGACGAAAGCAGUGAUGACAACCGGGAAGGCUUUGAAGAGGUGGUUCAUGUCCUUAUUCACAAUGUGGCCUUACAAGCAGUGGACAAGACGGACUUUCGAGUGAAAACCAGUCAAGCCAUCGCAACACUGAUGAGGAAAUUGAGUGAAGCGAGGCAUAAGGCACUCGUAGAGUGGUUUGAGAGGUUAAUGCUUUCCCCACACUCAAGCAAAAGGGUGUUCGCUCUGGAAAUGAUUUCGGCUCUGAUUUGGAACGAGAGAGUCGUAGAUAGUCGAGAAAGUCUACUCUUGGGAGUUAUGCGAAGAUGUAAUGACAAGGCUUCCACCGUCAAGACAAAAGCCCUGGGAGUCCUGGCUGCGGUCAGCAAUGAGUCGCCCGUGCAGUGGUUGCCACUUCUACAGGGGGCGAGAGAGGAAAACGGUCCUGCGGAGGACGGUGAGACAGACAGCGGCUGCGUGGCCGUUGAAGACGACAGAUCUGUACAGAUGAUGCAGAUGCUAAUGCAUCGCGUAGACGACAGCAAAGUCCACGUGCGGCGUACAGCACUUGUGGUGCUCGAGAACGUGCUGUGUGCUGGUGGAGAGUUCCUCAAGGAAGAGUAUGUUAAAGCACUUCAGGAAAAGUGUGUGGACCCAGCAGUGCUGGUGCGCAAGCAGGCCUUGCAGUGCCUGACCCGAUGCUUGCAAGCCCACUCUCACUGCACCUGGUUGCAGCACCUCUGGCUUGGAGGUGCUCUGCCGUCAGUCUUUGAUGCAGAGACAUCUGUACAGGAGAAAGCAGUUGAAGUGGUCGAGUGUGCUCUCCUCGCACCACUCUGUGCUGCGGAAGGCAAUGGCUCCAGCAAGCUGUCAUGGAGCCUGCUUGAACACCUAGCUGGGGAGCAAUUUCUGGGCUACCACAAGUACCUGCAGAAGGCUAUCGCCAUCCUUGCCAGGAUUGGAAAGCUCAGGCAUGGUAUGCUAAAACGACUGAAGCCUUACAUAUCCGGACCAAAUGAUUCUUCAGCAUGGCUUCUUCUGUCUAAGCUUUCCCUCUUCUGUGAUUUAGGGGAAGCUGAAUUCGCCUUGAAGUACUGGAAGCAGGUAUGCACGGGAACUCAGCAUCCAAACUCUAGUGAGACGCUGCAUUGUGUCCUCCUGGUAAUACGGAAGACUGCCCAUCAUUUAUCUCAAGUCCAACUCAAAGAACUUAUUGUGGACUUUGAGAGACAAUUGAGAGGAGGAAGCCUAUGUGUGGAGACUGUUCCAAAGGCUGUAGAUUGCUUGUGUGCCUUCAUGUGGCUCCUUCACAAAAAUGAAGAGGAGGAGGGGCAGAAAGCUAUCACCAACUGGGGAAAGGCUACGCUGCAUCAUUGCAGUGACUAUUUGUCACCACUGCUGCUGGAGCAGUCUACGAAGCUGGAAGACUGCUCUGAAGAUGAAUUAAUUCAUCACCUGGUGCUCUUGGGUGAAGCAUCACAAGCAGCCCCAACUGCAGUCACCAAUCACAUGCAGUUACUGGUCCAAAGCUGCUUGUCUGCGACAGUUGCUGACACUGGUGCUGCUGCUGCAGAAGGAAGAGAACAUUCUCCUCGUAAAAAGCCCAAGCGUCAGAGGCACACUUUGGUUGUGACAAGUCGAAUUCGUGCACACGCCUUUGUUGCGCUCGGUAAAAUGUGCCUGCAGAACGAAGAGUUCGCAAAGAAGGUGGUGGCUGCUGUUGCUAAGGAACUGGAGCUCAGUGAUGAUCUCGUCAUACGGAACAACGUCAUCGUUAUUCUCUCCGACCUCUGCAAACGCUAUGCCAUCCUCGUCGAUCCUUACCUUCCGUACGUCACCGCCUGCCUCAAGGACCACGAGCCAGAGCUGCGCCAUCUGACCCUGGAGUCGUUGUUUCAGCUUCUCAAACAGGACUUUAUCAAACUGAAAGGGUCACUGUUCUACCGUCUGCUUACGACGCUCGUCGACGAUUCGAAGCUUGUCCAGGAACUUGCAACUUACGGUCUGGGAUGUCAGGUGCACACACGCCAUCCGCACAUCUUCUAUCAAAAGUUUAUUGAGACCAUGUACCACUUCAAUGACUUCCAGAAGAACCAAACGCUCGCCAGGGAUGUGAAUGAUCCACCAGACCCCUUCUCGAUGAGUGGACUGAAGAACUUCGAGAGGCGCAGCAUCAUUUAUAAGUUUAUGCUGGAGCAUGUGACUGAUGAGGAACGCUUCAAGUUAAAUCUGAGCAUCACGCAGAACAUUCUUGCACCCUGUGCCGACAAAGAUGACACCCUGAUAAGACAGUGCCCGUUCUUGUUGAGGGACGCGCUCGCCGUUCUUUGCUUUGAGGAGAUCAAACUGCAGUCCAUCGUAGCCCAAGAAGAGGCUGCAGAAGAUGACGUGGGCCAAGCGAUCCUUCUGGCUGCCAAGAAGAGCAUCCUAAGCAGUGUGGUCAAACAAAAUGUACUGGAAAACGUGGUUCCAGUGGUCAUAGCUUUGAAACGCCGCCUGGAGGAUGAGAGGUCGCCUCUUCUGCGUCAUCUUCUGUUAUUCCUCAGGGAUCUCAUGAGGGACUACAAGAACGAAGUGAAGGAGAUACUCAGCCUGGAUAAGACGACCGCAAGUGAGGUGGCCUUUGAUUUGAAGAGGCUGGAAGAGGAUAAUGCCGCGAAAGGAACGACGACGGGCAUGGCGGCUGUGCAAGGCGAGGAGGGAUCUGCAGAAGGUGCAACUCAUGCAGCAGCGGUGUCCACAUUACAGCAAUAUGUUCACAACAAAAGACAAGUUACAUCACAAAGUGCAGUGGACGGCAGUGUGACUGGCAUUUCUGGAGAAGAAUUAGGCCCGCACUCUGCGGCAGAAGACUCUCACUCGACAUGUGAUACGCAACCACCGCGGUCAGAACGACCUCGUAGUGAAGGACCUGGAACACAGCCGGACGCUACACACGAGCACAGCGAGCACGCGGGGAGUGAUGCAGGUUCGGUGGCUCAAGGUAUGCAAGAUUGCUCCAUCUCUCCAAGGUGUUCAACAUCCACAAAGGCAGCCAGCUGUUCACGAUCCGCGAGGCACAGUAAACCAAGUGACGAUCACAGCACCGUAGUCGUGGCUAAAAAAUUCAGGGGGAAUAAGGACGGCUCUGGAGAGGGAAAACGGGUUGGUAGAAGAAAAACGAAACGUGCUUCGGCUGAUGGAGAACAGACCACCUGAGUCGUUGAGAAAUGUUCACAAAAACUUCCUAGUCCAAUUAGAGGUCGAAUUAAAGAGGUACUAAAGUGCAAACAUUUUACCUCACGGAAUGAAGGAUGCCAUUACUGUGAUGCCCAGCACAAAAGCAAUGGGAUUCAUUGGUUGCACUAUUCUUGGUUUAUGAGCAAAAGAAACUGCAAUUUAUACUUUCCCUCUCUCUUUCCUUCUCAAUAGGCGCAACAAUGUGGAGAGGCCUUUGAUUGGUCUCCCCAAACGAUCUCCCGCAAUGUUUGGGCAAGUCAUUUGGGGAAGCCAAUGGGAGCAACGGAUGAAUCCCGUUCCCUUUGUCUCGGUGUCAACGUAAUUGCAUCUCUUAUUCUGCUACAUAAAGUUUUUGCAUUUUAGUGCCACCUCUAAAGAAAGGAAGGACAUUUCCUACUGACACAGUGACUUGACUGUGCAUUUUGAGACUCUGGUUGGUUACUGUUCAAAGCCUGAGCAUUUAUACUUGCAUAAGGCACUGUACCAGUGCUUGAUUUGUUGACAGAGCUUAGAUUGGAUAACCAAAGAAAAAGGUAACGAAUCAAAGUAAUCAUUAAUGCAACUGGGGAAACUUAUUGAAGCUGUCUUUACUAGGACCAAAGUAGUCAUUAUUCCUCGGGCCAGUGAGCUCACAAACUGAAAUGUACAAUAGCGAUAGGAUGUGCUAUAUGAGUGUGUCAUUCAUUUAGUAUUCAGAUUCCUUUUCUAGUAAGUAUGGUGUAUGACCAGAUUUUCUGGUCAAUGGGCAGUGCACUGAUCUUUUCUGCUUUCACUACUGCCUGUGAUGUGUUAAAUCAGUUUGUUUCCUUUCCGUUUAAUUACCAUGUCUUUUAUUUGACAUGCAGAAAUCAUGCGCAUUUGUUCUGCUGGCCAGCAUAUUAUGCAUCUGUGCUUUGACUUCCAGUGUCAAGUCAGUUGCAUACUAUUCCUACUUCACUAUGCCACAGAAAGAUGUAGCGUGUGCAUAGUGUGUGCCGUGAGCAGAGAGAACAGUCGUUUCAUCUGACACUACGUCAUGGUAGUCUGAAAUGUUCUAAACAGGUUUAGUCUCACCAUUCACGUCUGUAAAUAGUGUUGACCGGGAGACCACCAUAAUGCGUGCACGGGAGUGACACAAAUCAUGUUUUCUUCAUCAUUACAUCAAUGGUCAUUUCUUAUUUGACGGUAAGAACUUCUAGAUACACAAGGAAAGUGUUCCUUGAGAAUGCACCACCGGUUGGAAUAUAUGUUCACAUGGAGCACUGAAAAUUUGUGUUUUAUAGAAUAAAUCAUAUUAGCAUGCA